Trichomonas vaginalis G3 is the source of this 474-nucleotide messenger RNA. RefSeq names its product alpha/beta hydrolase domain-containing protein. Bases 1 to 474 code for a protein of 157 amino acids. Lineage: Eukaryota; Parabasalia; Trichomonadida; Trichomonadidae. The record is from RefSeq and is a predicted model, not a curated record. The transcript has a single exon.
AUGAUGAGGAACCAAAUAAUGAAAUGCUGCUUCGCCAUCCAGAAGUUAAUCCUUACCAAUUCCUAUGUCGGACCAUUCAUUUUACGCAACUUCGCCGCUCAAUUUAUUCCAGAUGAAAUUGCAACUCAAAUUGAUGCCCAUAAAUACCCCGAAUUAUUCUGGUCAUUGGUUUCUGUUUCAUUAGAAGAGCUAGAAACCAAUGAAUCCUACUUCCAAGCUUCAUCCAGCCUACUUAAAGGUUUAGAUGAAGCUACAAUCGAUACUGAACUUAUACCUCUUCGCCAGAUUCCAUUUAAGACACUUGUUGUCUUCGGAAGCGAUGAUACAACAAUUGAUACAAAGAAAUCAGAACAAUGGUGGACACAACAACUUCUUAAUGCAAAGGUUGAAUACAUUAAGGAGUCAGGACAUCUCUGUUUCCUUGAGAACGAAGAUGAUACAUUCAACAAAGUUAUUAAUUUUUUGAAUAAUUAA